UUUAAGUGCCGUUGUGCACGGUUGUCGGAACAAAACAGAAACACAGACCGACGAGACGAGUGCUAUUGUCGCCCACCUGAGAUUGUGUGUGUCGCUUAUCUACAAACGGGAAUUGCAUUAAAAAAAGAGAAGAAACAACACUACCAAUUACUACAACAUGAUACCAACAGUAACGAAAAACUACCAGAACGUGGUAAUCAGCACUGGCAACAUCAUCAACAACGAACUGGGCCAACGCAAAUCCAACGAGGAGCUCUACGAUGGCCUCAAAAUCACACUGCACAGCGAUCCCAAUGCCGAGCGCGUGGUGGUCGAAAUCGACAAGUUGCAUGGCCGCGUGCUCUGCGCCACCCAAGAGCUGAACAACAAACUGACGGAGAACGGCCGCAAUGAGAUAAGCAUUGGUGCAAAGAUAUUCCUCAACAGGCAGUCGACAGAAUGCGUUCAGGAGGCCGUCGAUGCGCUACUCAACAUACUUAAUGUGACGCAUGUGGACAACGUGGUGCUCGCUUACCAUCCCAAUGUUGUCAACGCAACGCAAGCGACCACAACACAAGUCAAAUCGCCCUGCUCUGAGGGAAAUGCCAGCACCACACCAAGCGAGGGCUGGAGUCAACGCAAUGGAGAGAAGGGCAUCGCCGAACUGAAGGUGCUCUAUAAGCAACUGGAGCAGUAUGCACAACAACAGAAGAUCAAGCAGUUGGGUAUCGCGGAUCUGGAUGCCAAGGCGCUGCAGGAGUUGCAUUCGCAAGCCGAGGUGCCUCCAAGCAUUGCCCAGGUGAAUCUGGCGGCCUGCUGUGUGGUGCCAGCGGAUCUUCAGGAGUUCUGCAAGGAGCACGAGCUGGUGCUCAAUACCCACAGUGAUCCCGAGCUGCUGCUGCCCGAGGAACAGUUCGAUGGCCUGGCGCCCGGCUACACAAUCGAUUGGUCACUUCGUUAUCAGGUUCAUGUUCGUUGUCGUGGCGUUCUCACUGCCAAGGGUUACAUUGUUGGUGCCUCGAAGCCAAGUCAGGCCAAUAAUUGAACUGGAAGCGGAUGAGGAUGAUGAGGAGAGCAGACUUGUAUUUGUUUGUUUGUAUUGGCAUAGUUCAAAGGUGAAUUUUAUAGUAUAUAUGGUAUAUAUAUUAUACAUAUAUAUGUAGAGCAAGAGAUAUUGUAUGCACAACGUACGCAAAUGUAUGUAUGUAUUUUCUAUGUACAUCUCAUGUACGUUGCUUGUAUGCGUCUAUGUAAUACUUAUGUACUUAUUGUUUGUUAUACAAAACCACGAAAAAAAUGAAAGAAAAAACCCAAGCGAAACUGUAAGCGAAAUGGCAUUCGCUUCUCUUCUUCAAUUGAAUUCGAUUGUGAAAAGUUUUCUGCUAUUGUUUUUUUUUUAUUGAAUAUAAACAAUUUUUCUAAAACGAA
Molecule: messenger RNA, 1407 nt
Organism: Drosophila sulfurigaster albostrigata
Lineage: Eukaryota; Metazoa; Arthropoda; Insecta; Diptera; Drosophilidae
Gene: Gclm
Product: glutamate--cysteine ligase regulatory subunit
Exons: 1
Coding region: 158-1024 (288 amino acids)
Biological process (GO): glutathione biosynthetic process
Cellular component (GO): glutamate-cysteine ligase complex
Molecular function (GO): enzyme regulator activity; glutamate-cysteine ligase catalytic subunit binding
Source: RefSeq, a predicted model, not a curated record